Cydia strobilella is the source of this 5839-nucleotide messenger RNA. RefSeq names its product protein pangolin, isoforms A/H/I/S (gene pan). NCBI's taxonomy places the organism in Eukaryota, Metazoa, Arthropoda, Insecta, Lepidoptera, Tortricidae. Gene Ontology annotation, cellular component: chromatin; beta-catenin-TCF complex. Gene Ontology annotation, biological process: canonical Wnt signaling pathway; regulation of transcription by RNA polymerase II. The transcript is spliced from 12 exons. Gene Ontology annotation, molecular function: DNA-binding transcription factor activity, RNA polymerase II-specific; RNA polymerase II cis-regulatory region sequence-specific DNA binding. The record is from RefSeq and is a predicted model, not a curated record. Bases 553 to 2130 code for a protein of 525 amino acids.
CCGAUCGAAAUACGAAGCGCGUACAAUUUUGUGGCAAUAUCAAAUUUCGUACCGGGAACCCAGAACCGCAGACGAAAACAGCGCCAAGCCGAGGACCUGCUCAAACCGAACGUCUGCAUACCAAUCGUCGGUUUUUUAUACGCGCGUCGGUGCACGCCCGCCUCUGUGUGAGUGGCCGCCUCAGUGUGCGCACUCUCGCGCGCGGGACGGACCAUUGUUGUGUGCAGUAGACUCGCGACCGGCGAACAUGUUCGUCCACUGUUACUAUACAACCUCAAAAACUGCCGGUAAACAAAAAUAAUGACCAGUGUACCACAUUACGUGCGCGAGUGCCAACAGUGUGUGAUAACCAAGUAGCGUGCGUGCAGUGAAGUGUUUUCAAACGUGUUUUGGAGUUUUGAAGCCAUGCUCGAUGUGUUUAGAUAUAACUCUGCAAGUCAAACGGAACGCCUCAACCUUAGAUUAAGUUCAACCUGACAAAAGUUAUCUGUGAUCUCAUAUUAGUUUUAAAAUAGACGUACAAUGGAUGAUAGGUAGUGCGAUGUGUUGAAAAUGCCUCAUGCGCACUCGAGUUCGGCCGCGAGCUCCGGGGGGGACGACCUGGGCUCCACGGACGAGGUGAAGGUGUUCAAGGACGAGGGGGACGGCGAGGACGAGAAGCGUAGCUCCGAGAACUUGCUGGAGGAGAAGUCCAGCCUCAUCGACUGGACUGAGAGCGAGGAAAAGUCAGGAGAGCCUUACUCGGGCAAAUUAUCGGUGAAGUCGGAUCUUAGUCCUGUCUUUGGUAAAUUCGACCCGCACCCAGCGGCCGGCUUCAACAUGGGAUACCUCAUGGCUCCUUACCCCUACCCCAACGGUGGGGCGCAUCCCCUGCCCGUCUCAAUGGCGGGCAAGAUGGGCCUACCAGCCGGUGGCAGUUUAUCCCUAUUCUGCCCAGGGGGCGACCUCGGACAGCCUCCCCCUGCCCAUAUGGGCAUUCCCCCACCUUAUCAGCUAGACUCCAAACUUGCGGCAGGGCUGGCGCGGACACCCAUGUACCCCUUCCCGGGGGGCACCUACCCCUACCCCAUGCUCAGUCCGGAAAUGUCACAAGUGGCGGCGUCGUGGCACACCCCUAGCAUGUAUCCCAUAUCCUCGGCGGCCAGCAGUUUUCGAAGUCCGUACCCCACGUCGCUGCCGAUCUCUACUUCUAGUCUAUCGAGUGAACUGUACCGGUUUUCGCCAACGCUGGGCGGCGGCCUAGGCCUCGGUCUGGGUCCCGCGCUGGUGCACCCGCCCCCCUCCAAGGCUGAUCUCGAGUCCCACCACGCGCGGUAUGCGAGGUCACUAGAAAAGAGCAGCAGCAGCAACGACAAGCCCAACGAGGGUACAGCCAGCAACAACAGCAAAGAGCAGAACAAGAAACCGCAUAUAAAGAAGCCCCUCAACGCGUUCAUGCUGUACAUGAAAGAAAUGCGGGCGAAGGUGGUAGCCGAGUGUACUUUGAAGGAAUCCGCUGCUAUCAAUCAGAUAUUGGGACGACGGUGGCAUUCGUUGAGUCGCGAAGAGCAAGCAAAGUACUAUGAGAAAGCGAGACAGGAGAGACAGCUCCAUAUGCAGCUGUACCCGGGUUGGAGCGCGAGGGACAACUACGGUUACGGUUCCAAAAAGAAAAAGCGGAAAAAGGACCGUAGUCCUGCUGAGUUGGGAGGAAAUAAUUUGAAGAAGUGCCGAGCGAGGUACGGCCUCGACCAACAGAACCAGUGGUGCAAACCUUGCAGGCGGAAGAAGAAAUGCGUGCGCUACAUGGAAGCGCUAGCGGCCGCGUCCGGGACGAUGGGGGUGGGAGGGCCGCCCGCGACCCCGCAGUCGCCGUGCUCCGAUGAGGACGUGAAGCUCGAGGAGCUGUCCGACGCGUCGGACGACGACGGCGACGCCGACACGCCGCUGUCGGCGUCCAGCCCGGGCGGGCUGUCGGCGCUGUCGUCGCUGGCCUCGCCCGCCUCCGACCCGCCUCCACCCCCCCGCAACCCCGUCGGUACCAACCCGCGCGACGCCAACAACCCGCUGUCGGUCGGCCAGCUCACCAGCCAGUCGUGGCCGCGCUCGGCGCAGGCGCGGCCCUCACACGAGGUCAUAUCCGUCUCAUAGUGCCAGUGUGGAACCGGCCCAACCCGGUACUCUGUCUUGACCUCCAGACGAUCGCCGCGGCGAGGUUAAAUUGACACGAGAGAUCCCUAAAGUUUUUAGUGAACGGUGGCGCCAUCUCGUAAUGAGAACUCGUAUCGUCGGCCCGGGCCAUCUAGCGGCCGCGCCGUAAAACGAGUCGUCGGUUGUGAUAACUAAACAAGUAGGUACCCCGUAUACUGAUCCUUCGAUGAACUUUUACCGUUCGCGGAUUUUUAUUGCGUAAACGAAUACCGGCAUUUUCGUGUGCUUUAUUUUUGAGAGGCCUAAUCACGUGCAUCUUUUUUACCAGAUGCUCGGUAUUCUUUUACGUCGAUUCCGUAUAUAAAUGUACCUAUACAAUUGACAUUUCAAAUUGACCUUGAGUUUAUGACUCGUUUAAUUAUAAUACGUCAUAUGUUGUCAUUUCCAUUUUUCAUAAAUUUAAAGUCGCUUUGAUCUCAAUUUGAGCCCCAAUCGAGUCAUUUAGCAUUUUGUAUGACGUCACCCACAGAUUUAUUUUUCAAAUUUCUUCUUCCAUACAAUUUUAGGGUUUUCAGAUCCCAUUGCUAAAUGUCACUUCUACAGCAUUCAAGUUAUUUGUUGUUAUUUUAAAACCCUAAUAUUGUCUCUAUCGCAACUAGUCACAUGUCAAAUGUGCCAUUUACACCUGUUUUUAAUUUUGGAUUUGAAUUAUAAAAAUGUGGGACAUAUCACUAAAGUACAUGGCAUGUUAAUCAUCAAUAAUUUUCGUUUCCUUACAUUUUGAUCUGUUGACAUGUAAACUGACUGCAUUGUAACUGUAUGACUAUUUUUCAAAAUAAACUAGGUUGAUUUUAACGCCAUCUAUAUCGCCAAUAACACUUUUUUUAUAAUGAUCAUAAAAAUCUAGACCGUUUUUAAGACUAAUGCAGCGGGCUUAAAUGUCACAGAUUGAAAACGCACAAUUAUUACCAUAACUUUUUAAUUCGCUUGUUCCGUUCAUUGUACUUAUUUAUAACAAUAUCCUUAAUUAUUAACUGAGAUUAAACAGUGAAAUAUAAAGUUAUGGUAGUAUUGGUAUGGAAAGUACUGCUAACACUGUCACAUACAUUGCUCUCUUAUGGACAUUUCAUUUAAACAUCUUAUUAACGGAUUCAACUCAAUAUUUACUUCAUACUUAUAUCUUACGUAUUAUUUCGUGUAUUUUUCUAAUUAUGUUUCAACUAAUUACUUGAUAUAGUGAAAAUCAAAUAGAAAAAUACGCCUGGGAAAUGUCAGAAAUGCAGGCAGGAGCCGCAAACCUUUUUUUAGGUUGUUUAAGUUAUUUCGAGUUGAAUUUUUUAAUUAAGUUUUUUCCUUAAUGUUUCAUCGGACGGCCUGCACCGAUAAGGUUCCAUGUAGCGUAGUUUUAUUAAGAUAUAGUUUUAAAAAGAGUAAUUUCCCUUUGUAUCAUGUUUUUGUAAAAAGUUAAAUGUAAGAUGACACAAAGGGAAAAGGAGUUUUUUUCCGUUGUGCGGAACAAGUUAGACUGUCGUAGGUUAGUUUAGGCACGUUGUAUGAGUGAAUUUGUAAAUCGGGAUUUGGAUCGAGUGCUCUUUAAUAUAAGGUCGCAUUUUCAAUGGAGUUUGAUUUUUUAAGUUGCAUGGAUUUUAAUUUAUCCUCAUUUUGACUUUUCUGGAAGAUAUAUCAAUCAUGCGUUACGAUCAUGAAAUUCGAUUUUGCAUGCAUUUAUUUGUUGAUAAGUCUCAUAAAAAAACGAGAUCUUGAUUUUCUAAUGUUUUUACUUUUAUUGUGAUGUGUUAAAGAGCAUUUAGGUACAAUUUAAACCACUGUAUAUGUGUAAGUACAUAUAUGAUGUAAAAAUAUAAAAUAUAGGUUUAAUAUAACUGUGUCAUAUUAGAAAUAAGUGUACUAUGCUACUUAUGUAUACAUUAUUACAAUAUAAAAAGUUUAAAGAAAAAUAUUAGCGGAAUACUGACUUGAAACAAAAAAUGUAUAAUGAAAAAUUUAACAGGAUAAAUUGUAAUUUUCAUAUUAUAAUUUUUACAUUACCUGGGAUUAUAUAAUAAAGAAACAGAGUGUAUAUGACUCAAGUUUGUAAAUAAAUUUGUAUUUCAUGAAUAUUAGAUUUUUUCGGUUAAAAAUAUUGCAUUUAUAUUAUUAUUAAAAUACCCUCGGAAUGUUCUCGGAUGGUUUGUUUUAUCCAACAGUUCUUUUUGUUAAUUACUUUUUAUUGUUAUUAUUAAGAUUUUUAACGUUGUUGACUGCAAAUCAAGCCGUAUUAAUGAGAAACACUUGAUUACACGACUUUUAAAACUAUUAUGAGCCCCGUUGAUUAAAACAGUUGACUACCUUGAUCAAUGAUUUAUAACUUUGACAAAAUCUUGAUCAUUUUAAGCAUUUUUAAGUUUUUUGACCCGCUAGCUUUGCAUAGGAAAUUAAUGUGCAAUACUGAACAUGGGUACUGUAUAAUAAAACUAAAUCUUUAAUAAGAUUUUUUUGUAAAUUUAUAUUUUAAGGUACUUUGAAUUUUACUAUUAUUGAAUUUAUUUUCGUUUCGCGCAAAAGUAUGAUUUGAUUUAUUUUUUGACGGUAUUAUAACGAAAGUGCCAAAACCAUCUAGAACUGAAUUUUGCCAGGGAAAUAAAAUGGAUUAUAAUAACUAUGUAAUUUACUCUAAUGUCUGUGCCAAAUUGAUAAUGAAACUGAACCGAUACUUACAUAAUAUGGAGUUUUGGAUAAAUAAGUCCUUGUACCGUAAUUUUAUUUUACUAUGGCAGCUUAACUUUUUUUAUAUAUCAUUUAAGCAUACUUUUAAACGUUUUUUGCAUGUGAUAACUCGUAAGUGGACAAUCAAUGAAAAAAGUACACAUGAAAUAAAUAUUUUUAGUUCAAUAUUUAAUGUAUUGUUGUUAAAAGUAGAUUCUGAAUGAUCUUUUUUAUUACUAGACAACGAAUUGCUGACAUGGACUUUUUUAUCCAAACCAUCAUACAAGUCAACCUACAUCGAUGUACAUUUUAGUAUUGUAUGAGGACGUAAAGCUCGAGGAGCUGUCCGACGCGUCGGACGACGACGGCGACGCCGACACGCCGCUGUCGGCGUCCAGCCCGGGCGGGCUGUCGGCAUUCAUUUCUAUGGAAUGGAAUGAAUUAGAGCCAUUUUUUUUAAUCCAUAAUUGUACAAAACAAACAAGUCAUUUUGAAAGCGUGGCAUGAUGUGAGUAAAGUCCGUCAGCUAAUUUUGCAUCACAGAACAAAUUGAGUUUCAUAUUUUAAUAUAAAUUUGACAUUAAUAUUGCCACACUUUGUCAUUGCUAAUGCCAUGCCACUAGCUUAGUCCGAAUCUAGCGAUCUAGACUCAUAUCUAUUGGUAUAUUUUUUGUCACUUCUAUUGGAAAUAUCAAGUAUCAAAUACUUUAAAUAAAAAUCGGGCGCAUACUUCACUGUAUUUUAGUACGUACAUUACUGACCAAUCAAUUUGAGCUUAAAUUUAAAUAAUUGCUGUUUAAAAUACUAAAAUCUGCAUCGAUUGGUAACUCCGAUACCUCGGUUAGAUAGGUGUUAUAGAUUGUUUUUAUUGUUAAGCGGAUAUUGUAAAGACGAAGACGCAAUAUUUUUUUUGUAGUUGUCAAAUAGAAGCAAGGUUAGGUCUGGCCCGUGUCUUGUGUUCAGUUGAACGAAUAUUAUUUUAAUAAACAACGUAAAAAUUGUA